CCAAUUGUUUCAGAUAUUAAUAACAACUAAAAUAGCUAUAUAGAACAUAUAUUUACUCAUCAAUACUGGGUAAAAGUAUUAUGGAAAUUUUAAAAUAUUUAGUAGUUGUGUGGUUGAGUAUCAGCACUGUUUUCCGUGUUACGCUGCUGUAAACACAUAACUGGCAACCCAAGUUAGCGCGUGUGCAAUAUUGUGAAGAAGCAUUCGAGUUACCGAGGGGAUGUAGAGGGUCAAAAGCAUUGAAAUUUUGAUGGCUGACAGAGAGAAGUAAAUCGGUUAACAGUGCUGAAAACGCACAUGAUUUACUAAAUUGGUUUUGGCAUCAUUAAUUACGACACAUGGAGCAAGAAUUUGAGGAUUUUGAUUCAUCCGGGAGAUGGCAAAAUCUUUACAAUGAAAUCCGCAAUCAAGCCAGUGAAUAUCCAUACAAAGUAGCAAAACAUCCAGUGAACAGAAAUUUGAACCGCUACCGAGAUGUCAACCCAUAUGAUCACAGUAGGGUAAAACUUGAAAACUCUGAAAAUGACUACAUCAAUGCAAGUUUAGUCACUGUGAAAGAAGCCCAAAGAGCUUAUAUUCUUUCUCAGGGUCCUUUGAAGCAUACUUGUGGGCACUUCUGGUUGAUGAUUUGGGAGCAGUGUUCCAAAGCUGUUAUAAUGCUCAACAGAGUGAUAGAAAAAGGAUCAGAAAAGUGUGCCCAGUACUGGCCCACCGUAGAGGAGCUACAACUGUCAUUCACAGAUACAGGGUUCAUUGUGAGACUGUUGUCAGAGGAGGACCAGUUCCAUUAUAUCAUCAGACGGCUAGAACUGCAAAACACAAAAACCAGAGAAUCAAGAGAGAUGUACCACUUUCACUAUACCACGUGGCCUGACUUUGGUGUACCAGAAUCCCCUGCUUCUUUCCUCAACUUCCUCUUCAAAGUUCGAGAGUCAGGCUCAUUGGGCCUGGAGUAUGGGCCCCCGGUAGUCCACUGCAGUGCUGGGAUUGGACGCUCUGGGACCUUUGCCUUGGUGGACACUUGCCUGGUCCUGAUGAACAAGAGGACAGGCCCAUCAUCAGUGGACAUACAAAGGGUGCUACUGGACAUGAGGGAAUAUCGUAUGGGACUGAUCCAGACCCCUGACCAGCUCCGCUUCUCCUACAAGGCUGUCAUAGAAGGAGCCAAGCUCAUUCUGACAUACAAUUCAGCAGCACAGGAGAGCACAUUAAAAGUGCUGUACAAGGAUGGCUUGGAGCCAGGUUUACCCCCUACUUUACCUCUGCCGAUACCUCGCCUCAAUGAUGGCUUGUCCAAUGGACCAUGUUCAGAACCAAAAGGGGGAACAGAAGAUAUCAUCUUGCAUAAAGAUUGUGACGUGGGCCAUCAUGUGGCGGAUAAAUCUGGACAUAUAAGAAAAAGGCACCGUGCGGAGAGAAUUGCCAGCACCACACAGAGAGUCCAGCAGAUGAAACAGAGAUUGACUGACGCAGAGAAUAAACUAGAAAAGUGGCGGUAUUGGAGGCCCAUCCUGUUUAAUGCUGGUGCUGGAGCAGCUUUGGUUAUUUUCGUGCUAUGCUGGAUCUACUUCCAGUAAAAUAUUAUGGGUUCCCUAAACUGAGUCCUAUUUUGCACGAGUACCACAGAUUUGGUACUUCUGAGUAUAUGUAGAUUGUUAUAUGUGCAUAUUUGAGGAUAUUUAUUUAGGUCAAAAUGCAGUAGCGCUAGAUCAAAUGAGUGUCUGUAUAUUUUUCCUGUAAGAUCUUAACAAAAAUAGUAACAUCUCAGGAUAUUGGUAAGACCACAAUAUUUUUUUUUCUAAUUUGUCACUGUUCAAGAAUGUACUCGAUUAUAAUAAAACUAAUAAAGAUAGAAAAUGACUAAAGGUGCAGUACAAAGACAAAAAACUACUCUUUGACAGGUUUAUUUUUGCAUUCCCCAUUUGUAAUGGUAAUUGUGUGUGGAUAAUUCAUGAAAACGUUUUAUCAGCUUAUUUCCAAAAUUACCUAGAUACGUAGGAAUACACAAGAGCCAACAGGUCUACUAUGGAAUUUGUUUCCUUCCUUAUUUUGAUAUGCUGAAAUGCAUGUAUGUGUAAAGUUUAUUAGAGAACCUCUUGUUCUUCUAGUCACAUUUAGCAUGGCAUCCAAAUAUUGCCAGAUACAUAUUUUUGUGUUACGGGGUACUUCAUUGGGAGCUGCCUUGCCAAUGUUUCAAACUCUGCUUGAAUGUUACCCUUUGCUUUUCAGAGUUAUUGGAAAGAUUUUUUUCUCUUUUUGUUAGGAAUUUUGGUUGUCAUGUAAAUUGCGUGAGCUGCCCUUUCUGAUGAGUGCAUGUACUAAUGUCACUGAAUGGAUUUAUGUGUAUAUGUUAAAGUUUUACCACUGCUGUUGUAAAACCAAAGCAAAACUGUUUGUUUAGAAAGAUAACAUUUAAAUGACAAAGUUUGGUACUUUUAUUAUGCAAAAGAGUUUUUUUUUUCUAAGAUCUGACAUAAUUCACACUUGUGUUCCAAAAUGAUACAUAUAAUAUUAACCUUUUGAAGUUUUGGUUUGUAAUUUAUUUUAAGAAUUCUAUAUAAUCACCAAAUUGAUUUUCUGUGAACAGGGACCAAUCUAAAAUUACAGUAGUGCAAAUGCAGUGGUUGGUGCAAAGCCCCUUGAUUGAAAAUGAACAAAAAGUUAUAUGAAUUACAUUGUCCGGUCAAUAUCCCUUGAACUGGGUUAAAUACAAAAUCCCUGCACCAAGGUUUCCAGCAUGAUCUGCACCAAAAAAAUCCUAUGUGAAUGGUUGAUCACACCCAAGAUUAAUAACAUGAAAAUUGAUAAAUGUUUUUUUCUCAUGCAACUCCACGGUCAUGUUCCACUUAUUUUGUCUUUAAAAUUUCAGGGUAGUGAUACAUUCUGCUGAGCUGCAAGGAAACCAUGCAAGAUAAGAGGAUUUGGAAAAUAAAUUCUUCUGAAAAACUG
Messenger RNA from Menidia menidia (Atlantic silverside), 2949 nucleotides. The record is from the annotation of a GenBank genome assembly. NCBI's taxonomy places the organism in Eukaryota, Metazoa, Chordata, Actinopteri, Atheriniformes, Atherinopsidae.